Messenger RNA from Alosa sapidissima (American shad), 2143 nucleotides. RefSeq lists its product as uncharacterized. The record is from RefSeq and is a predicted model, not a curated record. The transcript has 16 exons. Bases 320 to 2143 code for a protein of 607 amino acids. NCBI's taxonomy places the organism in Eukaryota, Metazoa, Chordata, Actinopteri, Clupeiformes, Clupeidae.
AAAAUCUGAGCAGGAAAGUGAUGCUCAUGACAUAGACUUUGGGCAGCGGAGACCAGGACUUCUGGAUCAGCACUGUCCAGUUAAUGAGAGGAAGGUAGUGCCUAUCGGCUGUCCUACCAGGAAUGAAAAUGACUUAUUUCUGGACCUCAUCAUGCUGCAGAAGACGGUUGCUGACAAAGAGUCGGAUGCUAACUGCUGGAGCAGAGUUCUCUAGACAGUAGAGCAAUCUCAGAGGGAGAAGACAGAGGCCCAACUCUGUCUGCUUGCCAGGCAGAAAAGAUACCUUAAAGAACAUGGAUUGAAUGAUGAAGUUAUCCAAAUGCAAAUGGAUCAUAUCAGACUCAAAUUUGAGCAAAAACAGGAUUCAAUCAGAAGUUAUGGAAAACACAUCCAGUCAUCCAGUCGUGAUAGAGAGUUGUUCUGCCAAAUGGUUCAACACAUAGAGACCACUAUGACCACUACAUCCCGCCUGCAGGAGAAAUUGCAAUCUCUUGGCAAGGAAUGUAUUCUGGCUUCAAAGUUGGAUGUGACUAAGGCUGAUAAUGAGAGCUAUGGUCUUAAGGACCUGGUUAAAUCCAGUGGCUCUCAUCUGGAGAGAGUUGUUGGUCAACCUAAGAAGGUAACCAUGGACCUGAGUAAGGGCAAGGAGGUGCAGCUCUGUCAUGACAGCACAUUGAGAAGAUCAUCUAUGAGGAGUAGCUCAGCCCAGACAUCAACAGGAUUGUUUUCAUUUGAGGGUUGUGACACAGAGAUGUGCACAAAAAUCCAUAAUGAUUAUGUCAAAACAUUCAGAGAGGCAGCUGAGCAGUCCAACGAUAUUCUCACUGAGACAAAUCCUCCACUGAGCGCAGCUGGAGAGGAAGGGAGCCACAUAGAGACAAAGGGUUUGAUGCAUGACCCUGUGGAUAUGUCUGGGCUACUGAAGUACCCGGGCGAUCAAGAGAGAAUGGAUACACCACAGCUUUUGCCUGCUCCUGAAGCAGUCACAUCUACUCCAACCUAUCAGCAUGAAGACAUUGCCGCUUCUAAUGAAAGUAAAGAUGCUCUUGAGCAUCUUGAGAGAGCUGACAUUGGCACCAAAAUUGAGAUUAUGGAGACAUCUGGACUGCUUUCAAAUGAAGCUGAACCAUAUUCAGAAGCCAUACUGGAUGCUGACAUACAUAGUGAGAUGAAAGCCCAUGCAAUGAAACUGGAGGUCACAGAGCCGUCCCCCGCCACAGAGCAACUGGAGUCUCACCAGGAGAACACCGAGAUGCACUUGCAGCAUGCAGUUAACUGCACUUUGGUCAAAACUGAAGAUGUUCUUAAACUCUCUGAGACCAAUGACGCUGCCAAGGCAUCUGCUCUUUUGGAGGUGGAGGUCUCCACACUGCUGUCACUUGGUGCAAGACUGUCCUCUCCAGUCCUCCGGGAUCAUAAAGAAAUGUCUACAGCUAAAUACAGAGGCUGCUCCUGUAUUGGGAAUAACAUGCGCCAUACUGACACUGGCCUUGAUGCUCCUGAGGAUGUUCCUUUGAAUAACACACCAAAGGAGACAAAUGCACUGUCUGGUUGCCUUAAGGACUGUACUCAACAGAACAGCAGGGUUGUGACCUCAGAAGUGUCUUCAUUGGAGGGCACUUCCUCUCAGCAUAAGACAGGCAUUCGUGAUGGCAAGAUUCUGAAGAGCCAAGAUGCUGCUAAAAAGGCCUCACAUUCAGGCAGUAAAAUAAGUGCAGAAGUAAAAGCCCCUGCUAUCCUAUCCCUGUCAACUCUCAGCCAACUCCUACACAGUGCCUCACAAAAACUGCUGUAUGGGAACCUCAAACAGAGUAAUAAGUAUUUAAGCCAGGAGGAGUUUGAGGAUCGUCUCAAGGAGUUCAAGACUGCUACACCUGAUAGCAAAUGUGACAUGAUGGAGGAAGGCUUGCUACCUGAUUCUUGGCAUCCAUCAGCUGUACCGAUCCACGAACAAUACUGUGAAAUGGUGUAUGAGACUCAUAAUUUUGGAGACUCCAAUGAACCUCAGAUGAAUGGUAAACAUGAGGAUCAGGGAAAAACUGGACAGCCACUGGCACAGCAGAACAAACAGCAGGAACAAGCCAAUGCAGGCAAACAUGCCUCAUUCUGCAGUGCCAAGCCAGCAAAAUGUGCCCCAUCUUAA